AGAUGAAGCCCGGGCUUGAGAGCAGACUGAGGGAGAGAUCGCCACGUGGUCAUCGCAUUCCCCGCACUCCUCCCAGCCUGAUCAGGCGUUCUCCGACUAGAACGUCAACUUGCCAACCACUCACUCUCCACCAUGGCACUCACUUCGGCCCAGCUCGCCCAGUGGGAGGAGGAUGGCUACCUUAUUCUCCCAGGAUUCUUCUCGCCAUCGGAGACGACCGAGAUGCUCGAGCGCGCCUGCACACUUCUAGCCUCCUUCGACCCCACCACCCAUCCGAUGACACGCUUCACGACGAGCGCGGAUGGAGACCACGUCGGAGACGAGUACUUUCUCUCUUCCGGCGACAAGAUCCGCUUUUUCCUGGAGCCUGGCGCAGUUACUCCAGCUACGGCCGAGGCGCCUGCAAAGCUAAACGUGCCCGCCGAGCGCAGUGUCAACAAGAUCGGGCACGCGCUGCUCAUCGACCCCGUGUUUGGCAAGUACACACUCUCCGAGCGGGUGCGGGACGUCGCGAAGAGCCUUGGUACACACAAGAGCGCACGCGUGCUUCAGAGCAUGGUUAUCUGCAAGCAGCCGCGUAUCGGCGGCCAGGUUCCAUGCCAUAACGACUCGACGUUCCUGUACACCGACCCGCCGAGCGCUGUCGGGUGCUGGAUUGCGCUGGAGGACUGCACGCCGGCGAACGGCUGCCUCUCCUUCCUCCCCGGCUCGCAUAAGACUGCGCGCGUCAGCUCGCGUUUCGUGCGCGCCCCCGGCGGUGGCACGACUUUUGAGGACGUGCCCAGUGUACAGAAGAACGAGGAGGACUGGGACAACUUGCCGGGGUGGAAGGAGGCACCAUGCACCGCCGGAACAAUGGUGCUCAUCCACGGUAGCGUGAUGCACCGCUCGCCGCCUAACCCGAGCGACAAGACACGUAUGAUCUACACGUUCCACAUGAUUGACGGCGGCGAGGGGUUCACGUACGAUGAGAAAAACUGGCUCCAGCCCACACCCGAGAUGCCCUUCCCCAAGCUCUUCUGAACAUUACGAUGUUGUAUGCAUAUCAUCUACUAGAUCACCUC
Molecule: messenger RNA, 1064 nt
Organism: Cutaneotrichosporon oleaginosum
Lineage: Eukaryota; Fungi; Basidiomycota; Tremellomycetes; Trichosporonales; Trichosporonaceae
Source: RefSeq, a predicted model, not a curated record